Neolamprologus brichardi is the source of this 685-nucleotide messenger RNA. Lineage: Eukaryota; Metazoa; Chordata; Actinopteri; Cichliformes; Cichlidae. The record is from RefSeq and is a predicted model, not a curated record.
UUGGAAUAGGAGCACAUCUGCACUCUCUGCUCUAAGACAGGAUCUCCUCUGCAGGAUGCCUGGAAACAUCCGAUCAGUCUCUGUGGUGUUGGUAGGUAUGUUGUGCUUGGUGCUCUGCAGUCAGCCGACCCGUCUGGAUGCAGCCCCCCUCUGCACGAAUGCCGAGGCUGGGUGUCACGUCCUCUCCCUGGCUAACCUGUUUGACCGGGUCAUCCAACACUCAGCCAGAAUGCACGGCAUCUCCAAUGACCUUCACUCUGAGUUUGAGCUUUACUUCCUGCCCAGUAAGAACCAGGUUGGCCGGGUCAGUCGCAACUGUCACACGUCUAACAUCCUCCACCAGAUGCAGAUGUUGGGAAUAUUAAGUAACUCCGUCAGCAGCCUCAUGUCUCCUGAGGCUUUCUUGGCACCAGGCAGUGCUGAGUGGCGCCUAAUGAAAGACUACGAGCUCCUCUACUGCUUUCGCCGAGACUCCAACAAGGUCCAAAACUACCUGAAGAUCCUGAAGUGUCGUAUUGUUCCAGAGGACGGAUGUUAAAAGCUAGAAACUCUUGACAAAGCUGAAGUUUUUGUUUUCUACUUAUAGAGAAUCAGAAACAUCUCAUCAUGACUGCAUCGGCCGCCCAGUCUGUCAGAAUGUUUCCAUCCUCAGAAAAUGUGACAACAGACAGGGUGCGAUGAACAG